AUGUCUCUCUCAUUAAACCAGACUGAUCGGCCUGAAUUCUUCAUCCUGAUUGGAGUCCCCGGAAUGGAGGACAUUCAGAUCUGGUUCUCCCUCCCGGUGUUGAUCAUGUAUGUCCUCAUUGUCUUCGGGAACGUCUUGGUGUCCUACGUUAUAUUAUCAGAAGAAUCUUUCCACAAGCCCAUGUGUCUUCUCCUCUCUACUCUCUCCAUUGCUGAUGUACUUCUGGCCACAACAACGACCCCUAAAGUCCUCUCCAUCUUCUGGUUCAACUCCAGAGAGAUCAGCUUCGGGGCCUGCCUUGCCCAACUCUUCUUUGUCCACGCCUUCUCCAUGAUGGAAUCCACUAUUCUAUUGGCGAUGGCCUUUGACCGGUAUGUAGCCAUUUGUCACCCUCUGAGAUACACCUCAAUCCUCACCAAUGACACCGUUGCGAAGAUUGGAAUUGUGGCCAUAAUUCGAGGUUCGCUCUUCAUGGCUCCGGCGUCCUGCCUGAUAUUGAGGCUGUCCUACUGCCAGACCAACGUCAUCUCGCACUCGUACUGCGAACAUAUGGCGGUGGUGAAGAUAUCCUGCUCAGAUAUCACCAUCAAUCAGGUCUACGGUCUGACUGUGGCUCUGCUGGUGAUUGCCGUAGAUAUUUUGUGUAUAACCGUGUCCUAUGGCGCCAUCGUCAGGGCCGUCUUCAGACUAUCUUCUAUGGAAGCCCGUCGUAAGGCCUUGGGCACGUGUGGCCCCCAUUUUUGCGUCAUCCUGAUCUCCUACAUCCCGUCUCUCUUCUCCUCCUUUACUCACAGGUUUGGACAUGACAUGCCCCUCCAUAUUCAUAUCAUCCUGUCCAAUCUCUACAUUCUAGUCCCGCCCAUGUGUAAUCCCAUCAUCUACGGGGCCAGGACCAAGGAGAUCCGGGAGAGGAUUUUAUCCUUUGUUUCUCCUAGGCCCCCUUCUAAGAGUUUAUAAAGGUUUAAUAUCAAACCUCUUCUGGCACUUG
This is a messenger RNA of Rana temporaria (common frog), 988 nucleotides long. RefSeq names its product putative olfactory receptor 52P1. Gene Ontology annotation, biological process: G protein-coupled receptor signaling pathway. Gene Ontology annotation, cellular component: membrane. The transcript has a single exon. The coding region runs from base 1 to 957 and encodes 318 amino acids. Gene Ontology annotation, molecular function: olfactory receptor activity; G protein-coupled receptor activity. The record is from RefSeq and is a predicted model, not a curated record. NCBI's taxonomy places the organism in Eukaryota, Metazoa, Chordata, Amphibia, Anura, Ranidae.